Molecule: messenger RNA, 632 nt
Organism: Leptonychotes weddellii (Weddell seal)
Lineage: Eukaryota; Metazoa; Chordata; Mammalia; Carnivora; Phocidae
Gene: SST
Product: somatostatin
Biological process (GO): regulation of cell migration
Cellular component (GO): extracellular region
Molecular function (GO): hormone activity
Source: RefSeq, a predicted model, not a curated record
CCAGUGGAGAGCACACAAGCCGCUUUAGGCGUCGCGAGUUUCAGAGCUAUCGCUGCUGCCUGCGGAUCCUCUCCUAGAGUUUGACCAACCGUCGUCUCGCUCGGCUUCCCCGGCACCGCCGAGAUGCUGUCUUGCCGCCUCCAGUGCGCGCUGGCCGCGCUGUCCAUCGUCCUGGCUCUGGGCGGUGUCACCGGCGCGCCCUCGGAUCCCCGACUCCGUCAGUUUCUGCAGAAGUCCCUGGCUGCUGCCGCGGGGAAGCAGGAACUGGCCAAGUACUUCUUGGCGGAGCUGCUGUCUGAACCCAACCAGACAGAGAAUGAUGCCCUGGAACCUGAAGAUUUGUCCCAGGCUGCUGAGCAGGAUGAAAUGAGGCUGGAACUGCAGAGAUCUGCUAACUCAAACCCUGCCAUGGCACCCCGAGAACGCAAAGCUGGCUGCAAGAAUUUCUUCUGGAAGACUUUCACAUCCUGUUAGCUUUAUUAAUUAUUGUUGUCCAUAUAAGACCUCUGAUUCCUUUCCUCCAAACCUCAUCCCUCUUCCCUAAUCCCCCAGUCCUCAGCAAGACCCUUGCAUUAGAAACUGAAGACUGUAAAUACAAAAUAAAAUUAUGGUGAAAUUAUGAAAAACAAGAA